CACUCUUGAGGACCCUCUUCCUCUUGCUAUAAAAUUAAAACUACCUAACCCCUCUCCCACAAAAUAUUAAAUAAGAAAGAAAACAAGAAGAAAAAAAAGAAGCCUCUCAUUAUGGUCUAUGGGAGAAGAAGCACAGCCUCCUCAAUCUCCGAUGUCUUCACUCUCAACCCUCUACCAUAUCCAGUCCUUGUGAUCCUGGCUGUGAUCUCCAUCUUUCUAGGCAUAUCUUGGUACUUCAGCUAUGAAUCCGCGGUCGAAACCGCCGAAGAGCAGAUGAGUUGGAUUCUUUUGGCAGCGCCUAUCGUUCUGAUACUGCUUGUGAAGCUCCUAUCCACUAUGGAUGAUCCACAGAGCUUCUUUACCGGGUCGCCUUGGGGCCGGCGCAGGGCAAUCAACAGCUCGCCGUCCGAGGGUAGCUCGCCGUGGGGCGUGGCGGCUCUCAUCGUGCUCCUCCUGGUUUUGCUCCAGUAUCAGUCUAGCUUUCUUGAGAGCUGGUUUGGUUGAAGCUUUUGAAGAUGAUGAUGAUCAUGUGAAAGCUAAACUAGAGGUGUUUAUUUUGUCUUCUCUUUUUGCUCUUUUUCGUUUGGAUGGGUGAUCAAGAAGUGGGGUUUCUGUAAUUUGGAUAAAACUGAUGUAUAGAGUGUUGUAUGAGGUUGAUGAGAUUAGAGAGAGGUUGAUGAGAUGGAUCAGUAAUCUCUUUUUUUCUGUGUAAUCUGCAAAAUAUGAAGCCUGUAAAUUACCAAUACCAGAGUUACAUGAUGAAGUUGGGUGA
Messenger RNA from Syzygium oleosum, 772 nucleotides. RefSeq lists its product as uncharacterized. Bases 112 to 504 code for a protein of 130 amino acids. The record is from RefSeq and is a predicted model, not a curated record. NCBI's taxonomy places the organism in Eukaryota, Viridiplantae, Streptophyta, Magnoliopsida, Myrtales, Myrtaceae. The transcript has a single exon.